GAUUGUUGAUAAGCAACCGACGUGGUUACCCAGUGUUGUGCUAAUUUAUCGGAUUUGUGCUAGUGAUGUUAACAUCGCCGUGAUGGAUAAAAUAUAUUUUACGAUAAACGGAGACCGAUUUUCGUUAACCGGUUCCGAAGUGUCUCCAACAACCAGUCUGAAUGAUUACUUGCGAUACCACCUGGGUCUUCAUGGCACCAAGGCCAUGUGCCACGAGGGGGGGUGCGGGGCCUGCGUCGUGUCUGUAUCCUUGACACAUCCCGGGACCAAGGAGAGACGCGUGUUUGCUGUUAAUUCUUGCCUCGUCCACAUUCUGUCAUGUCAUAAAUGGGAUAUAACAACGAUUGAAGGGGUCGGCAACCGUAAGGAUGGUUACCACAAGUUACAGACCAGAUUAGCAGCUUUCAAUGGAACUCAGUGUGGUUAUUGCACACCUGGAAUGGUUAUGAAUAUGUACAGCCUUCAGAAUAGCACUGAUAAACUUUCCAUGGAGCAAGUGGAAAGAGCAUUCGGUGGAAACAUGUGCAGAUGUACAGGGUACAGACCAAUCAUGGACGCGUUUAAAAGUUUUGCUGAAGAUAGAGAUCCCAGGUUGGAGCAAAGAGUCCAGGAUCUGGAGGACCUUCACGAAAUAAAAUGCAGAAGAAAUUGCGAAAGGAAGUGCUCUGAGGGAGACGAUUGGUGCAUCAUAGAAGAAACAAAUGACAGUCUUAUGAGCCUUGGUGGAGUAAAUCGAUGGUACAAAGCGUAUACUGUAGAAGAUGUUUUUAAGGUGUUAAGUAAAGAAGGCACUGAUAGCUAUGUCCUCGCCGCAGGGAACACAGGCAAAGGUGUCUAUCCAAACACACCAGAUCCGCGGGUAUACAUAGAUAUAUCGUCUAUAGAGACACUAAGAGACACAUUCACAGAUGGCAACUUAGUGCUAGGUGCUGGUAUGACGCUCACUGAUGUCAUGACAACUUUCCUCGCUCGCGCUAAAGCGAAUGAGGAAUAUUCUUACUUGAAACUGUUCUGGGAUCAUUUGGAGUUAGUUGCCCAUGUUCCUGUUAGAAAUAUUGGUACGAUUGGAGGAAACUUGGUACUUAAGAACAAGCAUCACGACUUCCCAUCCGAUGUUUUUCUACUUUUGGAAACUGUACAGGGCUGUGUAACUACUAUUGACAAUAACAAAAAAGAAGUAGUUACAAAAGCGAAUGACUUUAUCAAAAUGGAUUUAAGCAAUAAGCUUGUGAAGAACGUGAAACUACCCCCGCUGUCUUCGAAAAAUUUGAUACGAACAUAUAAGAUCAUGCCUCGAGCGCAAAACGCACACGCAAUAGUGAACGCUGGAUUUCUAUUCCAUGUAGACAACAAGAAUCUAAUAGAAUCGUCUAAUAUCGUCUUUGGGAAUAUAAGUCCGGAUUUCAUUCACGCAAUUGAAACGGAGAAAGUGAUACGUGGAAAAAAUUUAUUCAACGAUGAUACCUUGAGUAAAGCGCUUGAGAAAUUGCAGCAAGAGCUGGUACCGGUGGACAGUCCGCCUGAACCUUCCCCGUAUUGUCGUAAAUCAAUCGCGUUGGGGUUAUUUUACAAGGCAGUCUUAUCGCUCAGCCCAUCCGUAAACCCACGGUACAAGUCAGGAGGUGAAGUGUUGUCUCGUCCGCUGGCUACAGGCACUCAAAACUAUGACACUGACAAAUCACUAUGGCCUCUAAAUCAACCCGUGAGCAAAUUGGAAGGUUUGGCACAGUGUUCAGGAGAAGCCAAGUACUGUGGUGACAGACAUGAAACCCCGCGGGAAGUGCAUGUUGCGUUUGUACUGUCUACCAUUUGCUUGGGAGACAUCGUGUCCUUUGAUCCGUCGGAAGCCUUGAAAACUCCCGGAGUUGUGGCAUUUUACACCGCUAAAGACAUUCCGGGAAGAAAUUCCUUCACUCCCAAUGAAGUUCCAUUGCAAACAGAAGACGAAGAAAUUUUGCCACUGAAAAAAGUGCUUUAUUACGGACAGCCUAUAGCUCUAAUUGCCGCAACAAACCAUAAAUUAGCAAUCCGAGCUGCUGGUCUUGUAAAAGUGAAGUAUAAUGAAUCGAAACAAAAACCAGUUUUGAGUAUUCAAGAUGCCUUGAAAUCCCCGGAUAAAGAUAAGAGGAUACGUCAAGAAAACGACAUCGCAGCGACAGACAAAGGCACAGACGUAGCGCACAUCAUAAAGGGCUCAUACUACGUCCCAGACCAGUAUCACUUCACCAUGGAGACGCAGACCUGUACGGUGAUCAACACGCGCCGCGGGCUCGUUGUACGGUCGGCGACGCAAUGGAUGGAUUUGGUACAAGCUGCUGUUGCUAAAUCUUUGAAUUUGCCGUUAAAUAGCGUAACAGUAGAAGUGAAUCGAAUCGGCGGCGCGUACGGCGCCAAAGCAGGUCGCUCGUCGCUCGUCGCGUGCGCGUGCGCGCUCGUCGCGCACAAGCUGAACAGGGACGCCACUAUCGUGCUCCCGCUCACACACAACAUGGCGGCGAUUGGGAAACGGCAGCCGUGCUAUGCGGAGUAUGAGAUAGCAAUCAACGCCGAGGGUGUCAUCCAACACUUGAACCUCUCCUGCUACUCAGACAAUGGGUGUUCCUUCAACGAAACCUCAGCUAGUGAUCUUCCCAAUGCUUUGUCCAAUUUAUAUGAUACUGCGCGAUGGAACAUUAAGACUUACAGUGUGCUUACUGAUAAGGCCAGUAACACUUGGGCGAGGGCGCCAACUACAACUGAAGGAACAGCGGUAUCGGAGCACUUGAUGGAGCGCAUCGCUUAUACCAUGAAAAAGGAUUCAUUGGACAUCAAAUUACUUCACAUAUCAUCAACGAACAGUACAAUCAAGGACAUGAUAGAUAAAUUCAAAAUGGACACCAAUUACAACGAGCGCCGAGCGAAAAUCGCUAAGUUCAAUUCUAAAAACGCUUGGAUGAAGAAAUCAUUGAGGGUUUCUUUAAUGGCGUAUCCAAUAUUUUAUUACGGGAAUUUUCCAGUGACGAUAUCCGUGUAUCACGUGGAUGGCACGGUACUGAUCUCGCAUGGCGGUAUAGAGAUGGGCCAGGGUAUAAACACGAAGGUCGCCCAAGUAUGCGCGUAUAGCCUGAAGGUGCCUUUAGAUAUAGUCAAGGUUAAGGGUGCUGAUAGCUUCGUGUCGCCCAACACGAUGGCGAGUAGCGGGAGUAUCACCAGUGAGAGUGUAGCGUUUGCUACUAUACGUGCUUGUGAGGAGUUGCUGAAGAGAUUGGAACCAGUACGGGAAGAGCUGAAUGAACCUACGUGGGAGGAGUUGGUUACGGCGGCGUUUGAGAAAGGUAUAAACCUUCAAGUAAGUGCAAUGAAGGGAGAUGAAGAAAGCUCGCUACAGCCGUACCCAGUGUAUGGGAUUGGUUCAGCGGAGAUUGUUCUAGAUGUCCUGACGGGAUCCCACCAGCUGAUGCGAGUGGAUAUAGUUGAGGAUACUGGACAGAGCCUUAGUCCAGCGUUGGAUGUUGGACAGAUUGAAGGCGCUUUCAUAAUGGGUUUAGGGUUAUGGACUUCAGAGAAGCUGGUGUUCUCUCCCUCCGGCCAGUUGCUCACGGACCGCACGUGGACCUACAAGCCUCCCGGAGUAAACGACAUCCCAGCUGACUUCAGAAUCACGUUUAAGAAGAACUCCUUUAACAAUAACGGGGUUUUGAGGUCGAAAACGACGGGUGAACCAGCGCUCGUGCUGGCUGUGGUGGUGACGUACGCGUUACACGAGGCUAUCUGUGAGGCUCGUAAGGAGUACGGGCAUGAUGACACGGAUUGGGUUCAAGUGGAUACACCAUAUUGCGUCGAAAACAUCAUCAAAGGCAUUGCUCCCAGUAUAAACUAUUAUAAAAUUAAAUAGGAAACUGCAUUAAAACGACGUAACUAAAAACGACGAAUGACAUUAAAUAGUAUAAGUAAAUCUACUUAUUUGUUUAUAAACUGAUAUGAUACAAUUAAGAAAUAUGCAGUAUUUUAACUUAUUUUAGUUAUGGAAUAAAUAUGAGUAUUUUAUUAUGUACCUGUUUAUUACAUAAUGACAUUCACUUACCUGGUUAAUAUCGGUGACUUAAACAUUUCAAAUAAAUUAACAGAAAAUACGUUAUAUGAAUGUGUUCUCUUUUAGUCAGUACAUAAUUAUUAUGUACCAACUAAUUAACGAGAUAGAAAUUUGUGUAAUAGCACCCUAAUCAUUAUUGAAAAAUAAUGACUAUACUACAGAAAAUCACUGAAUCACAUAAUCUAUACAAAUGUUUCUCAAGUUUCAGGAAGUAUUAAUAAUAGUACAUCUCACUCAUAGAGUAUUAAUUUAAUGUAUCUUUAUCAUAAUUAAAAAAAAACUGGCCCACAAUGUCUUAUUAGAAAAAGUAUCUACUACUUUAGAUAUUAAAAUAUAU
This is a messenger RNA of Zerene cesonia (dogface butterfly), 4409 nucleotides long. RefSeq names its product indole-3-acetaldehyde oxidase-like. NCBI's taxonomy places the organism in Eukaryota, Metazoa, Arthropoda, Insecta, Lepidoptera, Pieridae. Gene Ontology annotation, molecular function: FAD binding; oxidoreductase activity; 2 iron, 2 sulfur cluster binding. The transcript has 21 exons. The coding region runs from base 83 to 3874 and encodes 1263 amino acids. The record is from RefSeq and is a predicted model, not a curated record.